This is a messenger RNA of Lonchura striata (white-rumped munia), 2416 nucleotides long. It is a transcript of the gene BEST3, whose product is annotated as bestrophin 3. Lineage: Eukaryota; Metazoa; Chordata; Aves; Passeriformes; Estrildidae. Gene Ontology annotation, molecular function: chloride channel activity. The record is from RefSeq and is a predicted model, not a curated record.
UCCACUCCUCUUAGGGCUCUGCAGCAGCAACCCCUUGCUUCAGGUUAAGGGAAGAGCAAGGUGAUUUUUGCAGAUCUGAAGGGGACUUGGUUUAGGACGUCUGAGAAAGAGGAAGGGUCCAGGAUUUGCUUUCGGGCUUGGAUUGCUGAAUCAAAAUAGCAGGCCCAGCCUACUACGACGAUGACAGUCACUUAUUCCAGCAAAGUAGCAAAUGCCACUUUCUUUGGAUUUCACAGAUUACUCCUAAGGUGGAAAGGCAGCAUCUACAAAUUGCUGUACAGAGAAUUUAUUGUUUUUGCUACUCUUUACACAGCGAUAAGUGUUUUAUACAGAUUUUUUCUUACAGGUAGCCAAAAACGAUUCUUUGAAAAAUUAUCAAUUUACUGUGACAGAUAUGCUGAACAAAUCCCAGUAACUUUUGUGCUUGGUUUCUAUGUUACUUUGGUGGUGAAUCGCUGGUGGAACCAGUUUGUGAACUUGCCUUGGCCAGAUCGUCUGAUGUUGCUCAUCUCCAGCUGCGUGCAGGGCAGGGAUGAGUAUGGGCGCUUGUUAAGGAGGACUCUCAUGCGUUACGUGAAUUUAACAUCUCUGCUGAUCUUUCGCUCUGUCAGCACAGCUGUGUACAAAAGGUUCCCCACCAUGGACCAUGUGGUUGGAGCAGGUUUUAUGACAAAAUAUGAAAGAAAACUUUUUGAUGACCUUAAGUCUCCCCACCUGAAAUACUGGGUCCCAUUUGUCUGGUUCGGAAAUUUGGCAUCAAAGGCACGAAAAGAGGGAAGAAUUCGAGACAGUGUGGAUCUGCAGACACUGAUGAAUGAGAUGAAUAAGUACCGGUCGUGGUGUAGCCUUUUGUUUGGUUAUGACUGGGUUGGAAUUCCACUGGUCUAUACCCAGGUGGUUACUCUUGCAGUCUAUACCUUUUUCUUUGCCUGCCUGAUAGGGCGUCAAUUUUUGGAUACUGACCAAGGGUAUCAGGGACAUGACUUAGAUAUUUACAUUCCAAUCUUCACACUGCUGCAGUUCUUCUUCUAUGCAGGAUGGCUCAAGGUCGCUGAACAACUCAUUAAUCCAUUUGGAGAAGAUGAUGAUGAUUUUGAAACUAACUGGUGCAUCGAUAGAAAUUUACAGGUUUCACUUCUGGCUGUGGAUGAGAUGCACAUGAACUUGCCAAGGAUGGAGAAAGAUAUUUACUGGAAUGAUACCUCUGCCCGCCCACCCUACACAAAAGCAGCUGCUGAUUACUGUAUUCCUUCCUUUCUUGGAUCGACUAUUGAAAUGGGGCUGGCUGAUACUGAAUUUCUCUAUGGGGAAGAGUGGCCUUGGGAAGAGGAGAAACACCAGAGACAGUAUUCAGUGUUGAGAAGAGUCAAGAGGUUUCUCAGUGUCCAUGAGGGUCCUUCAUACCCAACUCACCAGCGCUACAGUCGGCAGACGAGUGAGAAUUCGGUCUUUUUCCCAGCAGAUGAGAAGGGGCACAUCAGACGGCUGCAGGAAAUGCACACAAGAGGGAGGCACUCUACAUUAAGCUUCAAGAAGAAACAUGAAGGAGUUACCAGAAGUAACAGACUUCACGGUAGCCGAGAGCUAGGACCCAUAACAGAAACCUCAAGGAACGAGGCACAGUUUGGUGACAGUGACACCUCAUCUGAGACAACCAGGCCAGUUCCUGAGGUCAUCGUUUCUGAAGCCCAGGAGAUUGAGCCUGAUGUGCUGGACAAACCAGACCCUCCAACAGAGCGCUCCGCAAGCAUGCCAGAAGAGAAGCUCCAAAGGAUCCUAGCUGAGGCAAAUGUGGCUCUUCUGAACCAACAGUUCUUCCCCCCAGAAAUGACUCCAUACCUCUCAAGUUCAGAGGUGCAUCAGUCACUUCCCAGUGUGAUAGGAGAGCCCAAACAUGAGCCCCAGGUUAGUAACAUAGCUGGUCUCAUAACAGAUCAUGAGAGAAACCUUCAGCGAUGGAGUUUACCAAGCUUCCAUAGUCCUAGUACAGCAUCAAACACUGAUGCUGCACCACCUUCAACAGAUUCUGGGACUACUUCACAGCAAAGGACAUUAAGUGAUGGGAAAAAUGGUACUUCUGCUUGUGCUCCACAAACAUUUGAGAUGCAGGACUUGUGGGAAAACCUGGACAGUAAAGAAACAGCCAUAGUAGAAUUUUCUAAUGAUGAGAGUGAAAGAAAACUUUGAACAUUCUUCCUCUGGGUUUGACUGAACUUCUUGUCUUCUCUUGAACGUGGUUCUCACACAAAUUUGCUGAAAGUGCAGAAGGGCAGACUCAGUACUCUGACAAGUCAUGAACAAUAUCCAACAGAGGAUUUGGGCACCUAAAUAGGAGGCACUGUGGUGACAUAUUUUAAGCCACUUGGUCACUGGCUUGAAAUCUGUGACUCUGUGGGAAAUAAAUUUACAGGGAGUA